Molecule: messenger RNA, 1133 nt
Organism: Nicrophorus vespilloides
Lineage: Eukaryota; Metazoa; Arthropoda; Insecta; Coleoptera; Silphidae
Product: ATP synthase subunit g, mitochondrial-like
Exons: 1
Coding region: 432-713 (93 amino acids)
Biological process (GO): proton motive force-driven ATP synthesis
Molecular function (GO): proton transmembrane transporter activity
Source: RefSeq, a predicted model, not a curated record
ACUUUUGGACUGUUCAAAACCAAAAAUAACAAAUUUUGGCAUUGGCAUUAGAUCAGACAUUUUUAAAAUUUACGUAUAAUAAUUCGUUGCCUUAGGUAUAUCCAAAGGAUGAAUAAAAGCAGGUCAAUUGUUCAGGAAUGCCGUUAGAUUGUCGGGCGUGGCACCAACAACUGUCACUUGCUACAGGAGAUGGCGCUUUCGCGAGUAAUCUUUACGUAAAAAACAAUCUAAUGAUUGCUUUUGUGUAUAAAAUAAAUCAAUUAUUUCGCUUGAAAAUUGAUGAUUUUUGAUGAUGAAUAUAAUAAUAAUAACUAAAUGCGUAUCAAGGUCGGCGUGUUAUGAAAAGGGACGCGUCAUAAAAACAAAAGUUAACUUGUCAAAAAGUGUUAUUAUAUCGCAAGUCGUCGUUUUUAGAUUGAAUUAUUAGUGCAAUGAGCGCUGGGAAACUGGAUCAAUUGUGGGUGGUUGCAAAACCGAAGUUGCUGCUCUUCCUGAAAUACGCAAAGGUGGAGUUGGUGCCGCCGUCGCCGUUAGAUAUUCCGAAGAUAAUGAAAGAUGUAUCGGCGGGGAUCAAAUCCUUCAAGAGCGGAUCGUGGAAGGAGACGCCAGUUAGAGAGGCAUGGCUUAACACUUUGGUCACCGUGGAAGUGUUCUGCUGGUUCUAUGUGGGCGAAUGCAUCGGGAAACGGCACAUCGUCGGAUACGACGUCUGAGCAGAGAGUGCCAUGACGACAGUUUUGAUCAUUGAUUUUUUUGUUUACUUUCCAAUUGGCAAUACUGAGUAUGUUCAAAAAUAUUAAGGAAUAAAUAUGACAAUCAGCAAUCAGCGGCAAGAAACUGUUUUCUCUAUUUUCUUUUCGGUUAAAUUUGUAAUAUUUAAAAUCGCACAUACCAAUGUAGAUCAUCUCUGCUACAGGAUGCACACAACUCUAACUUUUACGAAAUAUAAUCACGACUACUUAAAAAUAAAUAACAAAAUAAAUGUCAUUGUCGCUAGGCAACACUAAUAAAUGAUUAACGUUUUCGUAGAUAUACUUGAUAAGUUUGACAUCAAGUUUGCUACUACCAUUAGUUAUUGAGAAUGUGCAUUGUAUAAAAUUCUUAUGUUUUAGAUACGUUUAUCGAGGAUAGUU